GCUCUAACCCAGCAGGCUGCUGAAGGGACCCACAGGCCAGUGAUCAGGGGCUCGGCUCAGCGGGAAGGCAGGACAAUGGCGGAUGAGGAUAUCUAUGCGAACAUGCCGAUGACGAAAGCUGCUCCCCAGCCCAAAGGAAACCCUCCCAAGACAUCAGUCCCUUGGUGGCACAGGGCACGGGGCAUCGUCACUGCUGUCCUUCUCCUCCUGGGUCUGGCCCUGGCCACGUCCCUCCUUGCUGUGACGCUUCUAUAUCUCCGGGCACAGAGCAAGCUGCAAGCGGUUGAAGAAGCGGUGCAGAAGCUCCAAGUCUCUCUGCAGCCUGACGACGCCUCGGACGCGUCAGCAAAGGGAUCGGACAGUCUGCAGCUAUUGGAUGAAGCGCAGGCAGGAGACCGGCUGCUGAAAACCCAGCUGGGUAACGUCAGUGCAGCAUACGGAGAAAUCCAGAUCCGGCUGGACAACAUCAGUGCAGCAUAUGGAGAAAUCCAGAUCUGGCUGGACAACAUCAGUGCAGCGCGAGCAGCAGUGCAAGGUCGCUGCAGUGACAUGCUAAAAAUGCUCCCCAGGGGCUGGAGGUUUUACGGUGGGAACCUCUAUUACUUUUCAAAAGGAAAAAAGUCGUGGGACGAGGCCGAGCAAUUCUGUGUGUCUUGGAACUUACACCUGACCUCUGUCUCCUCCCAGGAGGAACAGGUUCUGGGCGGAGAAUGAGCCAAACAAUUACGAUCCGGAGAGAGGUGUUGGAGAAGACUGUGUUCAUACCGACCCAAGAAACCAGAAUUUGUGGAAUGAUGCCAAGUGCUUUCGGCCUUUCAGGUGGAUUUGUAAGCGGGCCCAUGGAUAGGCUGGGCUGUGACAUGCAGGUCCGAGCACCUCAGAAAGCGCCUUAACAAGCUAUGGAGCAUGUUUUCCAGCCACCUGCCAAUGAGGGGCCAUUUGCACUUAAGGGGGCCGCAUGGGAUGUGCAUCGCAGGGACGCUUUGUCUUGCUGUGAUAUUUCUGGCUUUAGCAGCAACAGCUGCCCUUAUGCCACUCUGUGUGGCUGGCUCUGUAAUUUGUAUGUUUCCAGGUCUAUCACUGAAUAAAAUCCUUGGAUCAUGGAGUUAUUGUUUCACAAUCACCCAAUAAAUAAUGAUUUUCUUGACUUCUGGUAGUCAGACGUGUUCAUUA
Mauremys mutica (yellowpond turtle) is the source of this 1173-nucleotide messenger RNA. Its product is annotated as C-type lectin domain family 4 member K-like. The transcript is spliced from 6 exons. The record is from RefSeq and is a predicted model, not a curated record. NCBI's taxonomy places the organism in Eukaryota, Metazoa, Chordata, Testudines, Geoemydidae. The coding region runs from base 76 to 714 and encodes 212 amino acids.